Messenger RNA from Morone saxatilis (striped sea-bass), 6582 nucleotides. It is a transcript of the gene hhat, whose product is annotated as hedgehog acyltransferase. The transcript is spliced from 12 exons. The record is from RefSeq and is a predicted model, not a curated record. Gene Ontology annotation, molecular function: palmitoyltransferase activity. Lineage: Eukaryota; Metazoa; Chordata; Actinopteri; Moronidae. Gene Ontology annotation, biological process: protein palmitoylation. Gene Ontology annotation, cellular component: endoplasmic reticulum. The coding region runs from base 1250 to 2755 and encodes 501 amino acids.
GUGAAAAAAUAUUCAUACUGUGAUUGCACUCACUGUGCACAGACACACACACACACACACACACACGCAUAACUGAAUGCAUGCAUACAUGUUAGCAUGCACAAGCACACAAUAGAAAAGCUUACUACUAACUGUUAUACUGAUGAAUUUGAAUCUCUCAGUGUGGAUAACUGAAAGCGUACAUGAAUUGUUCUUAUUUUGCUCUGUAUUUGGUUGUAAGGAAAAGAAACGAGCUACAGAUAUUAUGGGGAGAUGACACAUCAAACGUUUAUUUGUUAAGUUCAUAAGUUGAGUCUAAACACGCCUUAAAUUAGUCAGAAAGGUUGGUGUGAAGUUGCAGAUUUAGUCAACGAGGAAAGAAUGAAUUGCGUAUGAAGGACAGAUUUAUGUUAUGUAAUGUCUUAAUGUCAACCUGUUGCCGUAUUUGUUAUUUCCCAGUGCCUAUCUUGUUAUUAGGAUUCUGUGAUCUUUUGUUGAGCUACGAACCCUACACACCUGUCUGAGUCGGGAUGCAUGCUUAGAGUCAGUUGCUGAUCCAUUGGCCUGCUGUACCAACACAGUUUCUCCACAAUAAACCCUUUCAAACUGUACCAAACCUCUUGUAGAGUGAUUACAAUGUCAGGGGAAAAUCAUUCUCUGUGUGGGAAAAUCCUUUUCAGGACAUGAAAAGAGAUCUUAUAAACAGCAAAAUUGGUUCUAGGUUACCUCAAAGAAAUCUUUUAAUGACUAAACAGUGGUGGCUGAAAGUUAAAAUAUUGAGAUCUUUUAGUGAAAAUGAAACUACUGAAAUACUCCAUUACAAAUAACUCAUACGUAGAUAAUUGUACUUAAGUAUUAGUACAAAAAUGUUAGAAGCAAAAUGCACUUUAGGUAUUAAAAUAAAGGUACUCAUUAACUUAGAGGGUUAAUUAUAUAUUUAAUGAGAUAUUUAAUACUGAUUGAACCACCAGAUAAUUUUACCUACUGAAGUUCACACGAUAAGUUAAUAAAUGCAUCAUUUCAGUGUCAAUUCAUCACAACGUUGAUGAAGUAGAAGUAUGGAGUAACAGAAAAAAUAAAGUAAUGAAUUACAGUAGGUUUCUUUGUUACUAAAACCAACAGAAAAUAAAACAUUUUUUCCCCGGUAUAAACUGACGACCUACUCCCGCACGGUUGAGGGCGGCCAUGUACUGAAAGCUGUUUGCCAGUCAUCAUGAAUGAAACUCAGAAAAAGAAGAAGAGGCGCACUAUAGCACAAUGAUUUUUCCUGAUGACAUCUAAACCAAAGGCCCAGUUGGCACCCCUGCCAUGGACAGAGAUCCUUGCAUACUGGCUGCUGUCCUUUGGCUCUCAUCUGUACUCCUUCUACCAACUGCACAGGUUCUCCAAAGAGCAUGAAGCAGGAUUACUGAGAGAGUUCCAGUUGGAAAAGGGCCUUGUUAAGGGUUUUAAAAGGGAUCCAUCAGACUUCGAGUGGAAUUUCUGGACUGAAUGGGCUAAGAAGUCUUUACUGUGGACUCUGAUUGGUCAUGGCGUGAUAUCGAGAUUGACCAGCGUCUUUUGCCCCAAGUUUAGAGUGCCAGCAAUCACAAUAUAUGGCCUCCUGGCAGCAAGCAGUGUGUUGGGGAUUAAAGGUGUGAGUGUGCUGCUGGUACAUCUGGGCCUGUCCUUUUCAGUGGCCCAACUGCGAAAGCCGGCUCUGUCAUGGGCCUGUAACCUGCUGCUGCUCUCCACACUUCACAUCCAACCACUUGAACAGAUCCAGAGAGGCUGGUAUAAGACCGAGGAGGAGUACUAUCUGCUACUCUUCAGUGUUGCUGUCUGUGGUCUGCGCUUCAUCAGCUUCAGCCUGGAGCAUUGCUGGUGCCCUCUAGACCGUGGUGGAGUUGUGCAGCUCUGUUGGCUGUUUUCAUACACCUUCUAUCAUCCUUUAUUCUACAAUGGACCCAUUAUCACAUACAAAGACUACAUUGAGCAGAUGCGGAGGCCUGCUGAGGAGAGUGACAGGGGACUAUCUGCUUUUAGUUACUUGGUGCUCAGAUCAGGACGGAUCAUACUGUGGUGGUGCACUGCAGAAUACAUGAUCCAUGUCAUGUACAUGCACUCCAUUCAGUCUAAUGAGACCUACUUAGAAAUUCUUCCUCCUUGGGCCUUGGGCGGUCUGGCCCUGGCCCUCGUCCAGUUCUUCUUUGUGAAGUAUCUGGUACUGUUUGGCCUUCCAUCCAUGCUGGCUACUUUGGAUAAACUUGUUCCCCCAAAGCUUCCUCGUUGUGUCAGCAUCAUGUACAGUUUCACAGGGAUGUGGAGGCACUUUGACGAGGGCCUGUAUCGAUGGCUCAUCAGAUACAUCUAUGUACCACUCGGAGGUUCACGGCAUGGUCGUCUUUACAAAAUGUUAUCCACUGGCCUUGCAUUUGGAUUCGUCUGCCUCUGGCACGGUGGCCAUGACUACUUACAGUACUGGGCCCUGAUGAAUUGGGCUGGAGUACUGGUGGAAAAUGGACUGAAGUCUCUCUUUGCCUCAUCGUUUAUUCACUCCAUUGUUGAGCAGAAUUUCUCUGCGGCGAUGGAAAGGCGUUGCAUAGCCCUUCUCUCUGCCUUCUCCACUGCCAUGCUCAUCCUCUCUAAUCUGGUGUUCCUUGGAGGGAUACAUGUUGGCAGAAUCUUCUGGAAGCGUGUCUUCAUUCAAGGCUGGUCUACAAUGGCCCCACCCAUGCUGGCUUUCCUCUACUGCUUUGCUCAAAUUGGACUCGAGUGGACCUCUCAGCCACCAUGAGUCACCUUGACUUUGUAUCGAAGUUAGAAUCCCUGCUAUCGGACAACCAGAACAACCGGCUGAGUCCAGUGCAUUGUCUUCACCAGUCUGUGGCGAACCUGGCUCGUAGCCACAGACCAUGUGCAAACCUGGCUGAAGUACAGCUGAGCAGCCACUUUUCACAACCUGCAAGACUGGGCAAAAACUGUCUGUAAGCUAAGACUUAAAGGAUCAGUGUUGAUUCUUUCUAAGGAGAGACUUUCCUGUACUGGAAAGUGCACACAAACUGGAAUAGAAUGAGUUUAAAGCUGUAAAUUCAGUGCAGUGUCGAGUUUUCUACCCAAUAAGCCUCACUGAAUCACUUUUAUUUCUGAGAAAUUAUAAAAUAAAAUAUGGACCCUCAAUAUGCCUUGGUUAUGACUCUGAUAAGGUAUUGCUCAGUGGUGCAGUAAGCUGGAGAAAUGUUAAUUUAAUAUUUACCGUCCUCCUUUAGCUCGCCACAAAAGCAGUUGUGUAUUCAGAAGCAGACAAUAGGCACAGAAACUGAAUAGAGCAGCAGGAACCUGAUCAAUCUCAUUAUUUCCUCUACAAAUGUAAUUUGGACAAAGUAGAAUGGCACGAAUAUUAGUAGAUGUAUUGCUGAAAUGCUUUAGAGAGACUACACUCUAGCUUUUAAUUCAACACAGUAACAAUGGUAGAUGACAUUUAUCCACUGGAAUGCAGAGCAAAGCUAUUUUUGGAGCAAGAACGUAAAAAAAACUACAAGCUGUAGCUUUUUUUUAUGUGUUUGAUAUAAAACAUCUCGUACCUCCAAAAUGUCAACUUUACAUUGACUCAGUUCAUGUUUGCAUUAAAAGCUUGUAUUUGAAGUUUCAUGAUUACGAAUAUACAUCCACCUAUCCAUGUGAAAAUAGAUAUUAUGAGUAAUUCACAGUUUCCCUGUUCAGUCAGGGCAAUGUGGAUGCUCGACUACAUUGGGAGUUUUUGAGUAUGUUGAAGGGGUUAACCUACUCCCCCCAUAGAUUGAAAGAACUCCUUUAACUAAACUAAAAUCUUGUUUAUCAUCAACUUCAUCAAAAAUUGAGUCAUAAAACUCUUUCAGAACUCUAACUUUUCAGGAACAGAUUUAUUUUAAGCUUGAUGACUUUAUACAGAGAGUUUCAAAGCAGUUCUGUGAAUAAUGUUAAAGGAUAAGGCUUAGCUGUAAUUCUGUAUUUUUCUCAUUGCCAACAAAUCCUGUGAAAAGACCAAAACCAACAAUGUGUUAAGUCUGUUUCUCAAUCUUUUCUGACUUCCCUAUCCUGCCUGGGGCAGCCCCAAGUUCAUUCACUCCCACUUCUCCUAAGACACUGAUCUUUAAAAAUAGGUAAAAAAUAUAAAGUUUAAUUCAAUUUAAGUAAAACAGCUGGGCAUUCUAGUUUUUAGCAAAUGUUACUCAAACAGGAGUAAAUAGUGCGUUUGUUGGACUAUGUUCAGCUGAGGAUUAAUACAAAUUUGGUGCACUAGUGAGUAUGUACACAACCAGGACAGUGUUAUGAUCGAGUCAGUGUAAGACAGUAUUUUUGGAAAAUGGAGUUGUAUGGCACAGAGGAAUAAAUGAUAUUUGGCUUUCACAACACAGACUAUACUCAGUGAGAUCAUCUCAAUUGAGUUAUGGCUUCAAUUUGUUGUUUUGUCAAUUCAGUUUAUUGCUUUUGGUUUCCUGGGAUUUGUUCCAUUUCUGGUUCUGCAACUUGCAAACUUGUAAGCAUUAAUCACUUAACCAUUUAGUUAAUCACCAGAUAAUGAAUUAUUAUAAUAAAUGAUUUGAGCAAAAAUGCAGAAAUGUAUGUAUCACUAAUAAAAAUAAACGUUCUCUAUUGAAGUGAAGACAUGGAUGACCUGGGGAGAAAAUGCCUCUUAAAAGUAAGCUGCAGUUUAGUUUUCACACCAACUGUAUAUAAAUCAAAUAUAUAUAAAUAUAAAUAAUUCUUGAUAAGUUACCCAUGUUGGAAGUGUUUUUUUUUUUUUUUUCAUUUCAGAUUUGCUCUGCAAUCCAGCACGGUUUGACUAGUUUGUCACCAGCUUAUAAAGGCCAGCUUCAUGUAGUAGGAGCUGUCUUAAAAAGCGUAUCUGUACCUUUUUUUUGUCUUUUGAGCUUAGAAAGUCUGAUAUGGUAAAAACAAUCAGAUCCUCUUACUAUUCACAGUGCACAGCAAACAGCUGUAGGGUAUGGCUUCCGAGAAGAUUAAUUUAAGAAUUGGUGAAUAAGUCAGAAGUGCCAUUGCUAAGAUUCAUCCUUAACAUAAAACCCUCACAUUGCCUUUCGUCCUCUGGUUGUUUAUUGUCUUACCACAAUUCACUAUUCCCUAGAUGUAUGUUCAGUUUCUCAAUCAGGGAACUGCGUUAUCUGCAUGGGUCUGUGAUUUUGAGCUCGAUCAGUGGUGAAUAAACACUUAGAUUAAAAGUACAGUGUAAUCUGAAGUCUGUUCUGGUGAGCCUCGAGUGUUUCCAUUAGUUGAUUUCUGUUUCAGGAUUAUCACAGCCCGAGUGGCAUUAAGUAGGAUCAGCGUGAGCAGGGGGUCAGCGAGGAAUCCUCUUAAAUGAGCACAAAACUGUGAGGUUUAUCUGACGUAAGAAGAUCAGCAGGAGAAGACACCUGCUGAGUUACACCUUCUUAGAGAAGUGCCCUUAUCACUGGCAGGGGAGCUAAAACACAAAGACUGACAUUUCUCACAGGUCAGAAUGGACGCUAUACAGCACCCUAAAGAGAACAACAGACAGGUUACAGUAUGUAUAAAAUAUUUAUUAUGAAUCGUACAGUAUGUAACAGUUCAUAACAAAGUUUCCAUUGUGCUUGUUACAUUUCUCAUCACAUGACGUGUGAACAUGGAGGCAUGUGCAUAUUACAUAAAUCAUACAGCAAAUUCAAACAUUUCUCUUACUUAAAGGGUACCUAUUGUGCCAGCUUUAUAUUUUAUUCAGGGACUCCACUAGAGUAGCUUUACAUGAUUCACAGUUAAAAAUAAUUAUUUAUCGUAUCAUGGCCCUUUAUCCAGCCCCUUAGUACAUCCUCAGAACACCCAGGUGGCGCUGGAAUAGGCACCAGAACCGGAGCCAGGCGAGUGGGCAACGGAACCCGCCCUCGGAGACCAACAGAGGCCAAUUUGGAGACAGACAAACCUCUUCCUGCCACCGGUCCAAAGCUCCCAGUCUGAGAGAGACAGAAAUAGCUAAAUCACUAUCUGCAUGGAUACCUAAGCUAAGUAGCUAACAGAAGUUACAGUUAGCAGUUAGCUUUACUUGUUGCUAAAGUAACUGCUAACUGUCCAACUUUCCUUCACAACCAAAAAAGACAUUCCUGUGAGACAUACUGAACAACCUCCAAAAACUUGUAGAGUAGUCCUGAGCAGAGUGGUCGAAUAACUGAGCAGUUGGAUGGACGCAUCGCUGUACUUUGUGGGCUAUGCCAGGAGCAGAUGACCGCAUAAAGAAAUCUGCAAGGAGCCAACAACAGCUUCAGUAGUCUGAAGCCUGAGCUUUUUGCUCACAGGGAUUGCCUCCUUAUUUGAAACUUUGGCCAUAAGCAAAAGCAUAAUAGGUCCCCUUUAAGAAUCUUACAUUGCAAUAUAAUUUGUGCAUAUAUAUAUAUAUAUAUAAAUAAAUAUGUAGGGUUUUAUAACUAGGCAGCUUUCUAGAGCUGACCACAAAAAUAAUUCUGUGUUCAAAUCGUUUCAAAGGAGCAACAGUAAUUUGGAUAUUUAACACUGCGUUUCUCACUGCAGGCCUGAAAAUGGGCGAUAUGAAGGCACAGUGUUGCAUGCUUCUCAGUAGUAAUCAGAGGUAAUGACUUUAAUAAUAUCAGGGUA